GGAAGGAACGUAUGAAAGAUGUCAAGAAGGAGCUAGAGGUUCUCACAAUGCUCCCAGACCAAAUCCUGGAGGUGGAGCUUUUGAAGAUGCCCAUGUCCGUAAGACAGAUGACGGUUGGGGAAUAUUACAAGCUGAUGGAAUUAAACAAGGCAGAGUCUGCUCCUGUUCUGAAGGCUGACAGUCUGGAUGAAGAGCUGCGAGAGGCAAAAGUUGUAAGAAAGAAUAGCAAGAAAGUUAAGGUGACCACAUCUGUGGAAUAUCAUGAAACUUUGGCCUCUAAAGUGAUGUCCACAACGCAGAAGAAUAGGACCAUCCAAAAGGUUUCCAAAAGUAAAUCUCUUGUUUCACUGGUAAAUGAUGGGAAGAAAACGCCAUCUCUAGCCAGGUCUAUAUCUGCAACUCCACUUAAUAAAGCUUCCAAGAAGAUGGCCUCAGUAUCUUCUUGCAGAACUGCAUCCAGAACCUCAAGAAAUGCCACAGGCCCUCCCACUCGGUCCUCAAAAACCAGAGCCUUCUCAUCGCUGAGUGACAACCUUCCAUUACAUGAAGGCCUUCCGUUUGUACAUAUACCAUUGUUGGAUGGGCAGACUUUAUCAUCAGAAUAUGAUGACCUGGAGUCACUGGAUGUGGAGCUGCUAAGACAAGACACUGUGCAGCACAUACACACGCUUGUGGGACAGCUUACCAGCCUAUGUGCAAAAGCAUCAACGCAGCAUCUUGCGGGUGGCCAGGGGUAAUUUUCAUGACGCUGUAACUUUGGCUCAGUCGUUGGGUGAAGGACAGGAGGCCAUCCCAGCAGUAGUUUUAGUAAUGUCUUUAUUUAUGUGAAUGACUUUGUAAUACAAAUAAACAUUAA
This is a messenger RNA of Hyla sarda, 856 nucleotides long. Its product is annotated as borealin-2-like. The record is from RefSeq and is a predicted model, not a curated record. Gene Ontology annotation, biological process: mitotic sister chromatid segregation. Gene Ontology annotation, cellular component: chromosome, centromeric region; chromosome passenger complex; spindle midzone. Lineage: Eukaryota; Metazoa; Chordata; Amphibia; Anura; Hylidae. The transcript is spliced from 9 exons. The annotation marks the transcript as partial.